AUGGCGACGGAGACUCACGCAGGAGAAUCACAUCUGCGCGAUAACGACUCGCUACCUGAGGGAGAGCGGUACGCAGUAAUGGACUGGUCGGCGCUCGCCGCUCCUCUUUCCUCAACUGUAUCGACCAUGUUAUUUGCCACCAUCCGCAUCUGCGCUCACGGCCAGGAGCCAUUCGACGAGCGGCCUUACGUGUUCGCGUCCAUCUUCGAAUGA
Messenger RNA from Peniophora sp. CBMAI 1063, 213 nucleotides. NCBI's taxonomy places the organism in Eukaryota, Fungi, Basidiomycota, Agaricomycetes, Russulales, Peniophoraceae. The record is from the annotation of a GenBank genome assembly.